Messenger RNA from Zasmidium cellare ATCC 36951, 750 nucleotides. RefSeq lists its product as uncharacterized. Gene Ontology annotation, cellular component: signal peptidase complex; membrane. The coding region runs from base 1 to 750 and encodes 249 amino acids. The record is from RefSeq and is a predicted model, not a curated record. The transcript has 2 exons. NCBI's taxonomy places the organism in Eukaryota, Fungi, Ascomycota, Dothideomycetes, Mycosphaerellales, Mycosphaerellaceae. Gene Ontology annotation, biological process: protein targeting to ER.
AUGCACUCCAGCCUCGUCCGCAUCCAAAACGUCUUCGGCUUCUUCACCUCCGUGGCCUUCGCCGUCGCCGCCGCAAUCGCAAUAAGCGUAAUCCUCAGCCCGCAAUCCCCCUCCGCGAGCCUCGAGCUCAAGAAGGUCAAAGUAGCCAAAGGUCGCCCACACUACUACUCCACCAAACGCGAAGAAUACGCCCACAUCACCUUCACCCUCGACGCGGACCUCACCUCGCUCUUCAACUGGAACACCAAACAAAUCUUCCUCUGGGUCUCCGCCUCCUACCCCUCGCCAAACAACCACCCCGCCACACCCCCCUCCGAAGCCAUCAUCUGGGACGCCAUCAUCCCCCACGACCAAGCCCCGUCCCAUCCAAACACCUACACGCAUCCUUCGCCCAAGAACUCGAAGACGAAAUCAAAAUCUAAACGCAGCGCUCAGGGGAAGGCAUACCCAGAAGGCACGCAGGCCGGGAUCGUGCGUCUCGAGUCCCAGAAGCCGAAAUACCAAAUCACCGACGUGACGGGCAAGAUCGCGGAGCGGGGCAAUGCGACGUUGACGCUGCAUUGGAAUGUGCAGCCGUGGGUGGGGUUGUUGACAUGGACGAAUCGCGAGACGUAUGGAAGGUGGGACUGGUUGAAGGGCGGGAGGACGGGGCCGUUUGAGUUUCCGGCGAUUAAGGGGAGUGAGACGAUUAAGAAGGAGGAUUUGAGGACGGCGACGGGGGCCGAGGCGAGGAGGGGGAGUCCCGCGUAG